Molecule: messenger RNA, 1104 nt
Organism: Halichondria panicea
Lineage: Eukaryota; Metazoa; Porifera; Demospongiae; Suberitida; Halichondriidae
Exons: 2
Coding region: 119-1000 (293 amino acids)
Source: RefSeq, a predicted model, not a curated record
CUAAAAAGAAUGCAAUGGAUUCCAAGGUGAGAAUUCUGUUGUUUAGCAGACAAGAAGGGCUGGGAAAGAAGAAUCUAACAAGACUAUCUUAUUGGCAAGGCCUGGAUGACCGAGUAUAAUGAGGUAUUUAAGUAAUCUAGCUUUUGCUCUACUUCUUCUGGCCACUCUGACAAAGACUAUUGUCAGUGAUGUUGAGAAACCAGUAUCUCGUACUGUCAUCUCAAGCUCUCCUAGAUUCAUCAUCAAGCUAUCUGAUGACAACCUUCUCUGUGUGGCCAUUGAUGGCUUUGAGCUGUUCACCUUCAAUCUCAUCACCUCCAGCUAUAUUGUCGUGAACGGGUUCCUCAACUUGACAAAAACAAGCCACCAAAUCGAUCCCAGCCUCUAUACCAACUCAACGGAAACUACCCCAGUAUAUUUUCGCGGCUUUACUGAUUUAGGAGUGCUCGUAAAGGCAGUCGAUACGAGAUGGAAAGGCGGGAAGAGAGUAUUUAAGCAUAGCGUAAAUGGAGGCAAGAUGAAAGCCACACUAGACGGUUUCGGAGAGAUGGAUAUUCGGAAAGGGUCCCUUCUUUUCGGUAUUGAUAAGGGUCACUCGAAUAUUGAGAGUGAAGCUGCGAAACAUGAGACGUUCAAGGUUGUAAUGGACAGGCCGACGUUGGAGCUCACUGCUGUGUCAGGGAAUGAGCACACUUUCAAUGUGUACGUGGAGAAGUCCAGUGGCCUACGCUCUAUUGGCAUACACGGGCUAAUUGGUCAGUUCUACUCUCCCAGUGUGCGCCUCAACACUGCUAAGAAGGAGCUAACUCGAGCAGAUGGAAAGAGAAUCCCACUAAUAGAGGGGCCACUCUGGGACACCGUUGAGGAUGACAUGUUUGCCGGACGUCAGUGCUGGUACCCGGAGGAGGGGCACAGUGCUAUAGAGGGGGAACCAUGGGAGUACGUUGUGGAACAUUUACUGGCCACAUCUUUCAAACGAACAAUGUACAAACAGCAUUAAUAAAUGUACAGCGUUAAGCGCAUGCGUACAUAAUUAUAUUAUAAUCAUGUCUGUGUAUGUUAUAUGCAUGUCACCCAUUGCAAAUACACAAUUAUGCAUUUUGG